This is a messenger RNA of Diaporthe citri, 405 nucleotides long. RefSeq lists its product as uncharacterized. The record is from RefSeq and is a predicted model, not a curated record. Lineage: Eukaryota; Fungi; Ascomycota; Sordariomycetes; Diaporthales; Diaporthaceae. The transcript is spliced from 2 exons. Bases 1 to 405 code for a protein of 134 amino acids.
AUGGAAUUCCGAUACGCACGAGGCAUGUCUUCGGCUUUAACCAAUUCGACGUAUAGCAAUGUGACUGGCGCGACUGUCGACUCCGGAAACGAGCUUGUUGUGUUUGAUCGUGGCGUGGCCAUGUUCGAGGCCGUCGCGGUUGCCAUGAUUGCUUUCAAGCGAGGCGACGAUGACUUGGAUGCUGCUCGCUCGGCGUUCAAGAAGAUCACCGAUAAGCUUGGUCUUGUCAUACCGCAUGAAAACUUCUCCAUCCUCUUGAGGCACGACGCAGAGGACAUAGAAACCUGUGUUGAGCGUACCAUGAGAAGAGAAGACGAUCAUGACGGGCCACCAGACACGAGAUACACGCAUUAUCAGCGCCUUCUGCAAACCGAGCUGCUUGCCCAGGAGGCGCGGGGGCUCUAA